ACGGCCUUGCGGGCUCGGCGGGGUGAAAGGUUGCAAAGAUGGCGACGGCCUUGAGCGAGGAGGAGCUGGACAAUGAAGACUAUUACUCGUUGCUGAACGUGCGCAGGGAGGCCUCUUCUGAAGAGCUGAAAGCUGCCUACCGCAGGCUGUGUAUGCUCUACCAUCCCGACAAGCACAGAGACCCAGAGCUCAAAUCACAGGCGGAACGACUGUUUAACCUUGUUCACCAGGCUUAUGAAGUGCUCAGCGACCCGCAGACCAGGGCCAUCUAUGACAUCUACGGCAAGAGAGGACUGGAAAUGGAAGGAUGGGAGGUUGUGGAAAGGAGGAGGACUCCAGCCGAAAUCAGAGAGGAGUAUGAGCGGCUGCAGCGAGAGAGGGAGGAGAGGCGGCUGCAGCAGCGGACCAACCCCAAGGGGACCAUCAGCGUCGGCAUUGAUGCCACCGACCUUUUCGAUCGCUACGAGGAGGAGUACGAAGAUGUGUCGGGAAGUGGCUUUCCGCAGAUUGAAAUUAACAAGAUGCACAUAUCGCAGUCCAUUGAGGCACCCUUGACCGCUUCAGACACAGCCAUCCUCUCUGGAAGUCUCUCAACCCAGAAUGGGAACGGAGGGGGGUCCAUUAACUUCGCGCUCAGACGAGUCACUUCUGCAAAGGGAUGGGGUGAGUUAGAAUUCGGAGCUGGGGAUCUGCAGGGACCUUUAUUUGGCCUGAAGCUGUUCCGUAAUCUCACACCAAGAUGCUUCGUGACGACGAACUGUGCUCUGCAGUUCUCGUCGCGUGGCAUCCGGCCCGGCCUCACCACUGUCCUGGCCCGGAACCUGGACAAGAACACCGUGGGCUACCUGCAGUGGCGCUGGGGCAUCCAGUCGGCCAUGAACACCAGCAUCGUGCGGGACACCAAAACCAGCCACUUCACCGUGGCGCUGCAACUCGGAAUCCCUCACUCCUUCGCACUGAUCAGUUAUCAGCACAAGUUCCAGGAUGACGACCAGACCCGCGUCAAAGGCUCCCUCAAGGCAGGCUUCUUCGGGACGGUGGUGGAGUACGGAGCGGAGAGGAAGAUCUCCAGGCACAGCGUCUUAGGGGCAGUGGUCAGCGUUGGAGUCCCCCAGGGCGUCUCUCUCAAAGUCAAGUUAAACAGGGCCAGUCAGACCUACUUCUUCCCGAUUCACCUGACGGACCAGCUGCUCCCCAGCGCCGUGUUCUACGCCACCGUGGGGCCGCUCGUGCUCUACUUCGCAAUGCACCGCCUGGUCAUCAAACCCUACCUCAGGGCCCAGAAGGAGAAGGAGCUGGAAAAGCAGAGGGAAAGCACAGCCACCGACAUUCUGCAGAAGAAACAGGAGGCAGAAGCUGCGGUCCGGCUGAUGCAGGAAUCGGUCCGAAGAAUAAUCGAGGCCGAAGAGUCCAGAAUGGGGCUCAUCAUUGUCAACGCCUGGUACGGCAAGUUCGUCAGCGACAGGAGCAAGAGGCACGAGAGGGUCAAGGCCAUCGACGUGACCGUGCCCCUGCAGUGCCUGGUCAGGGACUCCAAGCUCAUCCUCACCGAGGCCUCCAAGGCGGGGCUGCCGGGGUUCUAUGACCCGUGUGUGGGUGAAGAGAAGAACCUGAAAGUGCUCUACCAGUUCCGAGGCGUCCUGCAUCAGGUGAUGGCACUGGACAGCGAGGCGCUCAGGAUACCAAAGCAGUCUCACAGGAUUGAUACUGAUGGAUAAAGGGCUUGAGAAACCGGAUUAAAAGGAGGCUGCAAAAAAUCAUUUCCUGGGAAUCUACAAAUUUGGAAGCAGGGAAAAUACCCAGACCUGAGGCGUGUUUAUUUCGUGUCUCCGUGGAGGGUGGUGCCGGAUGGGUCACGUGAGGGGCACGGGCGCCGCCUCCCUGGGGGGCCGAGCUGGGGCCCGAGCCUCCGCGCUUCCCAAGGAUCGAGUCCCCGCAGGCAGGGGCCUCCCCAGGCCCCUGAGCUCAGGCGCCGGCUGUGCCACCCAGCAGCCCUUGGGCCGCCGUAGGUAUUUAUGAACUUCCUCCCCCCACGCACAGGACUGUGAACUACUUUUCCUAAAACCCAUGCUGAGCUCAGCAAUCGGAUAGAAGGAGGGGUAGUUCCCCCGGGCAGAGCGAGCGGGUCUCCAGAUCAAGUGAGCCUCUGUCCCGUCCGCGUCCAGAGAACCACCUUUUCCUGCUGAAAUGUCACUAGAGGAUUGCGUGGGUUUAUAAAUCUGCUUUUUAUCUGAGAACAAA
Phacochoerus africanus (Common warthog) is the source of this 2241-nucleotide messenger RNA. It is a transcript of the gene DNAJC11, whose product is annotated as DnaJ heat shock protein family (Hsp40) member C11. The coding region runs from base 39 to 1718 and encodes 559 amino acids. The transcript is spliced from 16 exons. Gene Ontology annotation, biological process: cristae formation. The record is from RefSeq and is a predicted model, not a curated record. NCBI's taxonomy places the organism in Eukaryota, Metazoa, Chordata, Mammalia, Artiodactyla, Suidae.